This is a messenger RNA of Sardina pilchardus (European sardine), 1452 nucleotides long. RefSeq lists its product as uncharacterized. The record is from RefSeq and is a predicted model, not a curated record. The transcript has 3 exons. Bases 12 to 1415 code for a protein of 467 amino acids. NCBI's taxonomy places the organism in Eukaryota, Metazoa, Chordata, Actinopteri, Clupeiformes, Clupeidae.
UUUGUAUUGGCAUGAGUGAUAUGGAUGAAAAUGAGUCCUCUCCAAUCUCUCGUGAUUCCAUCAUCAACAUUGUAAACACCGUCUCUGCUGAGCUGGUACAGAAUGACUCUCUCACACCCACUCAGGAUCUUACCUCGGUGGGGGAAAGGCUGGAAAGAUUGCUCUCUAAUGAGAAACUGAGCUCACUCUCCCACACUCUUAGCAAUCUGAUCCAGAAUCUUUACAUCAAGGACCAAAAAGGAAUGACGGCCACAAAGUCAGUCUCUGAUUCUCUUCUUUUGAACAUGGGACAGAGUGGCAAAUUCCCCAAAAAAGAUAUCGUCAGACAGUUUGUUCAGUUGUAUGCUGAGGAGACAGUGAAGCAUUUUCUCCUUCCAUGCUUCAACAUUCCAUCACCUUGGAAAAUGGAUGUUGGAGGAGUUUUCCAACAUGCUUCGUCCUCUUCAUCUUGCCCCUGUUUUCUACAUUCUUUGUCAGACGUAGUACCCCAAGGUGCCUGGAGAUCUCCCUCACAUAUACUGCAGAGCACAUUACAAGAUCUUCCCACAGUCAUGGCAAGUAAUGUGAUGAACUUGCUAGCCCCGAAUCUGCAAACAACAGGUGAAUCAGAGGAGCAAACAGACCAGCAGCCAACACCUGAUAGUGUGCGUCUUUUUAGCAGACCUUCUUCAGGUGAUCUGACACAGAUUUCAGUGAGCGAGGAUAUUGUUAUGGGUUCCUCUUAUCCCUCACUGAACCCAAUGGACUCAACCUCAGAUGAGUACUCCAACUUGGUCUCUAUAUUAGUUGUUAGACUACUUUCCAAGUUGAAGGAUCAAGAGUCACUCACUGAUGAUAUGUUGGACAUAUCUAGAGUGCUAAUUGGCAGGAUAAUACCAGAAAUUGAUGCUGCCUUGGCCAUCGCAAAAAGGAAGAAAAAAUGUCCACAUGACGUGAGAAUCAGAAAAGUCUUUAAAGUAAUUUACAAUGAUCUCCGGCAUGAGUUUGGCGGCAAGGAAAAUCUCCUGAAGGCAAUGAUGUCAGAGGAUCCAUGUUUUGAGAAGUGUCUGGUCACAUCUCUAACACGUGAGUUCACUGAUACGCCAAACUCAAAUGAAGAGAAGAUCAAGAAGCGGACACUUCGGUUCCCAAAAAUCUCCAAAAUCAAGGCCUUUUUUAAUAUCAGUCUGAAGAAAUCAGGCAAUAAUAGAAAGGCGGAGUCCACCAAUAUGGACCAGAACUUGGAUCCAACCUCUGCUCAUGCUGUUCCAACUGUCCUAUGUGCAGGCUGCUUACCUUGUGUUCCACCAGUUCCCUCAAGUGAUACGACCACAUCUGCUUCACCAGAGGUGAAACCUCGCAAGGGCUUUUUCUCUAGAAUCAUCUCCAGUUUAUCCAGAAAAUCCACAAAGAUAUGCCCAGAGGCAUUUCAUUAAUAUUUCAAUAAACAUCAUUUGCAUCGAAUGGCUAAAA